AUGCUGUCUAGCGAAAUAGAGCACAGCCAGAUAACACGACUAAACCAAUGGCCGUCAACUUUCAUUUCCCCCAUGGGCUUUUCACCACCCACGCCGGGAAGUGACUUACAAGACACCAAUCUUAAUCCCGAGAGAGUAAUAGAUGAAGGGAGCUUGGCAGCCGGUACAAUAGGCUCAUUUGGCCUAAAAUCUUGGACCACAGACAACCAAACCGAUGCAUUGAUGACUUCCAGGCACAAAAAGAUAUAUGAGAGCGUUUACUCUUUACCCCCUACCCUUAAUUCGCCCAAAGUGCCGAUGUGGAGCACUUACGGAAUUCGACUGCCGUCACAAUACUUUAUUCCUCCUGACUUUGGAACUUCAAAUGGGAUGUUAGGAAACAGCGCUGUAGAUGAGGUGGAGAGCCUUCCUGCAUUUUCAGUGCUCGAUUCCGAGCUGCCUCUAUUCCCGAGCCAACUUUCCCAGGUCGGGAAUGUUCCAUUUGCAAACAGGAAACCUAACCAACUUCCAAGCCAUCAGUCUCUAACUCUCAACACAAACGUUGUUACUCGCCCUCUGUCAGACUCUUAUUUUUCCCUAUCAAGCAACACUGGAUCUUUCGACUUCACCAGUCUUUCUGCCUUUUCAGAAGUUCCGUCUUUUGCCUCUGAUACUAGUUCUGAAUAUACCCCGAAAAGCUCUCUUAACCUAUCUUCUACGCCUCUUUCCCCUGUUCCAUCUCCAAGACAUACACAGUCUGAUCUAGUUCGUGGAGGGAGUCGACAAAGAGCCUCAGUAAGCCCCAGCGCAAGUAUCCGAGCAAGCCCGCAUAGCUUAGACGGUGUCCGCAAACGAUGGUCGACAGGCUGCUACGCACCACGCCCAAAUCGUGUUACGUCUCCAUUCUUGACACAAAAUCAUGUCAGUUUAUCCCGGCUCCCAUCUCCUUCCAUGUGGCAAAACCGCAUUUCCUCAUCGACGAAUACUGCACGACAACAGACAAGGAAUAGAAGCUCGGCACAUUUUCAACAGAAUAAUCUUUUGCUGCUUUCAAAUUUUGAAGGGAAUGCUCGUUUCAGAAAUCCUGCUGUGCUAGCAUCCCAAGGUACUUUUAGAACACUACCAAGUGACACAGACCCCCAAUAUCAUUAUUUCGACCUCUAUUCCGAGUUUCCUAGCCCACCCGAUUUGCUAGGACCGUUAAAGGAGGAACCAGUUCCCCCUCCUCCUGAGGAUAUGAUGCCGGAUGAUCCGAACAUGAUACCUCAUAAACAAGAGCUUCGGUUCGAGAAUGAUUUGUAUACGCCAAAAUGGGUUCGAGGCCACGGAAAUAAGCGUGAGGGCUGGUGUGGAAUUUGCAAGCCAGGUCGGUGGCUUGUGCUCAAGAACUCUGCGUUUUGGUAUGAUAAAAGUUUCAGCCAUGGCAUCAGUGCCGCUGCGGGCCAGGCAUUUGCACCUCCCAAAGAAGCAAGGAGAACAGAAGGAAAUACAAGUGUCUGGGAAGGCCUCUGUGCAAACUGUGGGGAUUGGGUAGCUCUGGUGAGCAGUAAAAAGAAGGGUACUACAUGGUUCAGACAUGCAUACAAGUGUCAUAACAAUAAUCAAAAGAACGAAACCCUCAAGCGCCGCAGAGAGCACCAUCCCAAUAAAGCCCGUCAGCCAGAUCCAGAUUCCCUUUCGAAAUCAACUUCCCAAGUAGCGAUUCCGAGAGUAGAGCCAACGGGCCCAUUAACAUUCCUGUAG
Paracoccidioides lutzii Pb01 is the source of this 1722-nucleotide messenger RNA. RefSeq lists its product as hypothetical. The record is from RefSeq and is a predicted model, not a curated record. Bases 1 to 1722 code for a protein of 573 amino acids. The transcript is spliced from 4 exons.